CAAGGAACGUCAUAGACAACUUGCUAUGUAGAAUCAUGUUUCUCUACAGUGUAUGGUAGCCUGUUGUGAAGGCAUAUAUUGCCUUCUGCAAAUGUUUACAGACAUUUGGCAGACAAAACCUCAAAGACAUGUCACACUUCUCCUGAUAGACGUCUUCGCAACCGGUUUUGCUGCACCCGAGACAAUGACUUUCUAACCUGAUUUGGAUAUCUAAAGGUAGAACUUUAGGUCAAUCUAUAAGUAACCACGGAAGAUGUUGGACACAAACUCGUAUUUUCUGGCCCUUGUUACAUUGUGCUUCACAAUGGAGACAAGUCAAUCAAUGACAUGCGGUGGUGUUGAAUACAAGUCCUUCACAAAAUUGGAACAGAGGAUCCACACGUUUGAAAAGGAAGUCUUCGAUGACUACGGCAUGAGUACUGAAGGAGCAUGGUAUGGGGAGCCGGGAUACAAGCUGCUGGACUUUGCCCCUGGACUACUCCACUGUGGAGGGAGGUACCCGGCCUGGGUUCAAGGUAAACAGGGCGGUGACUCAGAAGGUCAACACCAGCUGACCAUGUGCAUGCAGCAUUCAUCGGACGACUGCUACAGGACAUGGACAAUCGAUGCGAUGUCGUGUGAAGACCAAACAAUCUACAAGCUGACCAAGCCUCCGACGGAUAAGAUUGUUUACUGUGUUGGUUAUGUCAAUGAGGACAAUCCACCUUCAACUCACCUUGUUGACAGCUGUAGUGUGGAGAUACAAACAAGGGAGAAUGAUUAUCAGGGUUUUGCCGUUUUCCUCUGCAAUUUUGAAAGACUGAAUAUGCCCCUUCAUUACGAAACAUACUGGUUUGUGAAUGACAAGUAUGUCGCUGUCAAGGAUGUUGCUCUCUGGUCUGAAAAUUACGUUGAAAGUUCCAGGUUGACAGAAGAUGAUCUGAAAAAAGCUGGGUUCCACAAGUUUGGAUUUGAUGUGCGGUGCAGUGUUAGACUGCGGGACACGGCAGGUGGCUUCCCGGGACCAUCAAGACUGAGUGCACCGCAGUUUGCAGGAAUAACGGUAGAGUCGGAGGGAACCGAAUCCCGAAUCCGAGCCCUGAAGGACGAUACUGUGAACAACUUUAUCGGGGACAUCACCUACACAGGCCACGUGUCCAAACUGCUCAAACUUUCCUAA
Molecule: messenger RNA, 1159 nt
Organism: Haliotis rubra (blacklip abalone)
Lineage: Eukaryota; Metazoa; Mollusca; Gastropoda; Lepetellida; Haliotidae
Exons: 7
Coding region: 254-1159 (301 amino acids)
Source: RefSeq, a predicted model, not a curated record